Molecule: messenger RNA, 411 nt
Organism: Parastagonospora nodorum SN15
Lineage: Eukaryota; Fungi; Ascomycota; Dothideomycetes; Pleosporales; Phaeosphaeriaceae
Exons: 2
Coding region: 1-411 (136 amino acids)
Source: RefSeq, a predicted model, not a curated record
AUGGAGUUGCUAUGCCUCAGCGUGUUCUUUGCGAGAUUAUGUCUCGGCAAUUUCAUCGAACGCCACAGGUACGAGACGUUUGUGCGUCCCUACGGCGCAACCUCCCCACAAUUCCUGAACGGUAGGAGGGAAAACUCAGCCCAUACGCGUAAGAGGUUCACCACUUGUUGGCAAUCUCAAGCAAUGCUGGAUGCCUUCGUGGCCAAUCGUGGCUGGUAUCGGAUAUCCAUCGGGCCCAUCUUGAUGCCUGCGCAGCCAAUACAGGAUCUAGACUUUGCGCCUGGGCCUACGACUACAGCUAAGGUAUCCUGCGGCACGCACUGUUCGGCUACGCGCAGCAACACACCCACUGCCGCGUGGACCACAAACUGGGGUGUGGCUGCGCUAAGGCUUGACACAUUUGGUGAUUGA